CACGGCCACUGCAUCACUUCUCUCUCUCUCAGGUAAUUUUCUUUUCCUCACCACCUCCGUCGUCGAUUCUCUCCUCUUCUUCCGGUCAUUUGACGUUGCAUGCUGUCCUUGAGUGAGCUAAAUAUUUGAUCGACUCAUGGCUUCUUUUGUCAAGCCAGAGAAUGCUUUAAAACGAGCUGAAGAGCUGAUAAAUGUUGGCCAGAAGCAGGAUGCCUUGCAAGCUCUUCAUGAUCUUAUAACUUCAAAGAAAUAUAGAGCAUGGCAGAAACCUCUUGAGAGGAUUAUGUUUAAGUAUGUUGAGCUUUGUGUGGACAUGAGGAAAGGAAGGUUUGCAAAGGAUGGUUUGAUUCAGUACCGUAUUGUUUGCCAGCAAGUCAAUGUUACUUCUUUAGAGGAAGUAAUCAAGCACUUUAUGCAUCUUUCCACUGAGAAGGCAGAGCAGGCUCGUAGUCAAGCUCAAGCAUUAGAAGAAGCUCUUGAUGUUGAUGACUUGGAAGCUGAUAAAAGACCAGAAGAUCUGAUGCUUAGUUAUGUCAGUGGGGAGAAAGGAAAGGACAGAUCUGAUCGCGAACUUGUUACCCCUUGGUUUAAAUUUCUAUGGGAGACAUAUCGAACAGUUCUUGAGAUACUAAGGAAUAACUCAAAGUUGGAAGCACUUUAUGCGAUGACAGCCCAUCGUGCCUUCCAGUUUUGUAAGCUGUACAAAAGGACAACAGAAUUUCGCAGAUUAUGUGAAAUUAUCAGAAAUCAUCUUGCUAAUCUCAACAAGUAUAGAGACCAAAGAGAUCGGCCUGACCUAUCUGCUCCAGAGAGCUUGCAGUUGUACCUUGACACAAGAUUUGAACAGCUGAAGGUUGCCACGGAGCUUGAACUCUGGCAGGAAGCUUUUCGUUCUGUGGAAGAUAUUCAUGGUUUGAUGUGUAUGGUGAAGAAAACACCCAAGCCAUCGUUGAUGGUGGUUUACUACGUCAAAUUAACAGAGAUCUUCUGGAUAUCGGAUAGUAAUCUUUAUCAUGCCUAUGCAUGGCUUAAACUUUUCUCCCUUCAGAAGAGUUUCAACAAAAAUCUAAGCCAGAAGGACCUACAGCUGAUAGCAUCAUCUGUUGUGUUAGCCGCUCUUGCAGUGCCCCCCUAUGACUCCAAGCAUGGUGCAUCACAUUUAGAACUGGAACAUGAGAAAGAGCGAAGUUUGAGGAUGGCUAAUCUCAUAGGGUUCGGUUUAGACUCCAAACUUGAGAGUAGAGAUGUGCUUUCGAGGGAAAAUCUUCUCUCUGAACUGGUGUCUAAAGGAGUCCUGAGCUGUGCAACUCAGGAAAUUAAAGAUCUUUAUCAUCUUUUGGAGCAUGAGUUCUUCCCUCUCGAUCUUGCAUUAAAAUUGCAACCGUUGUUCACAAAAAUAUCUAAGCUUGGAGGUAAGCUUUCAUCAGCCUCAUCUGUACCCGAAUUGCAAUUGUCUCAAUAUGUUCCAGCUCUUGAAAAACUUGCUACCCUGAGGCUACUUCAGCAGGUCUCCCAUGUAUACCAGACUAUGAAAAUUGAGAGUCUGUCGCAGAUGAUCCCAUUUUUUGAUUUUUCUGCCGUGGAGAAAAUAUUAGUUGAUGCAGUUAAACAAAAUUUCAUCGCCAUGAAAGUCGAUCAUUCAAGGAACAUCGUCUUAUUUGGCAAUUUGGGUAUUGAAUCAGAAGGGCUUCGGGACCACCUGACUGUGCUUGCUGAGUCCCUAAACAAAGUAAGAGCCAUGAUCUACCCUCCUGUAAAGAAAACAUCAAAAACAGGUGAAAUAUUGCCUGAUUUAGCAGAUAUUGUUGAUAAAGAGCACAAGAGGCUUCUUGCUCGGAAAUCAAUAAUUGAGAAAAGGAAGGAAGAGCAGGAACGACAACUUUUGGAAAUGGAACGUGAGGAGGAAUCAAGAAGGUUAAAAUUACUAAAGAUAACUGAAGAGGCUGAGCAGAAGCGUCUUGCUUUAGAAUAUGAACAAAGGAAAAGUCAACGGCUUCGUAGGGAAAUGGAAGAGCGAGAACUUGAAGAAGCACAGGCAUUACUUCAGGAAGCUGAAAAGCGUGUUGGUAAAAAGAAGGGAAGCAGGAAGCCGGUUCUUGAUUCCGAAAAGUUGACUAAACAAACCUUAAUGCAAUUGGCCCUUACUGAACAAUUAAGGGAGAGGCAGGAAAUGGAAAAGAAAUUGCAGAAGCUUUCCAAAACUAUGGAUUAUCUAGAAAGAGCAAAAAGAGAAGAGGCAGCAACGUUAAUCGAAGCUGCAUUUCAGCAACGUUUGCUUGAAGAGAGGACGAUUCAUGAACGUGAUCAGCAGCUGGAGGUCGAGUUAAGCAAGCAGCGCCAUGAAGGUGACCUGAAGGAGAAGAACAGAUUGGCAAGAAUGUUGGAGAGCAAGAAAAUUUUCCAAGAAAGAGUUAUCAGUCUUCGCCAAGAGGAGUUCAACAAACGUAGAGCUGAGAGAGAAGAACAUAUCAGGCAAAUAAUUCAGUCUCGUAAAGCAGAAAGAGAGGCUAAGAGAAAGAAAAUCUUUUAUGUUAGGCGUGAAGAGGAGAGGAUCAGAAUAUUGCGUGAAGAGGAGGAAGCACGCAAGCGUGAAGAAGCCGAAAGGAGGAAAAGGGAGGAAGCUGAACGCAAGGCAAAAUUGGAUGAGAUUGCUGAGAAGCAGAGGCAGAGAGAGCGCGAAUUGGAAGAAAAAGAAAGACUGCGGAAAGAAAUGCUCUUUAGUGGAGGCAAGUCAGGCGAUGCUUCUGCUAGGCCUGAUGUUUCUCCUGCUUCUCGACCUCAGGAGUCUAGGACUGCUUCUCCUGCUGCUGCAGCUGCUGCGGCUGCAGCCCCGGCCGCAGGAAAAUAUGUGCCAAGGUUCCUACGUGAACGGACUGAGAGCUCCAGCCCUAAUGCACCACCUCCUGAAUCUGAUCGAUGGGGAAGCAGCAGGCCUGACAAUCGACCAUCUCAGCCAGGGAGCUGGCGCAAUGAUGAUCGUAGACCUGCUGCAUUUGGAAGUUCAAGGUCGUCGUGGUCGUCGUCUCGAGUUCCUGCUCGUGGUGGCCCGGAGCGCUAAUUGUGGUGGCAGUCUGGCAAACCGAAGGAAGAACAAUUUUGGGUUUGAUCGAAUGCUAAAUCGUUUCUCGGAAAAAGAAAAAAAGAUGAGUUUUUGGUCCUAUUGAGAAAGCAAGGAAGAGGAAGAGGAAGAGGAAGAGGAAGAGGGAAGAAGCAGGAGGGAAAAGGGUGUAAUAAUAUUUGUAGUUGUGUGUUCUAAUGUUUUAGGUGGCAGAAAAUUUAUUGUUGGAAGAGUUAUAUGAAGUACUUGAGGCGUUGGAAGCUGUGUUGAAUAGCAUUUUUAUGGAGUCUAUUUAAAUCAAUUGCCCCCUUUUUGAGUUGAAACGAUUCCAAUUUUCUUGGUGC
Cucurbita pepo subsp. pepo (vegetable marrow) is the source of this 3402-nucleotide messenger RNA. Its product is annotated as eukaryotic translation initiation factor 3 subunit A. Gene Ontology annotation, biological process: translation reinitiation; formation of cytoplasmic translation initiation complex. Gene Ontology annotation, molecular function: mRNA binding; translation initiation factor activity. The record is from RefSeq and is a predicted model, not a curated record. Lineage: Eukaryota; Viridiplantae; Streptophyta; Magnoliopsida; Cucurbitales; Cucurbitaceae. Gene Ontology annotation, cellular component: multi-eIF complex; eukaryotic translation initiation factor 3 complex, eIF3m; eukaryotic translation initiation factor 3 complex, eIF3e.